GUCGAGGCAUGUUAAGACUUGUUUCUUUUUCCAAAAUGUCCAAGUUGCUAAAGAGAACUAUGGACUAUGGGUCAGGAAGUCCGUCGGUUUCGGGUCACAUUCCGCUCCCGCAGGCCUGCGGGCCGCCCCAGCUGGUUUGUUCCCGGCGUGUUAGAGGUCAGAGGCCGAGGCCGCACUCAGUGCCUGGGUCUCGCGCAGCUCCAGGGCUCUCAGGCGACACUGGGCGUUUCCUUUCCGGCUUCGGAAAGUUUUGUUUUGGUUCAAGGAAAGGCGCCCUGUUGACCAAAGGCUUCUCAGUCUCCUCCGGGUGGCCAGCGGCCAAGUUUCCUCCAGCCCAGCGAGUCCAGACUAUAGUCCGUUCGAGAUCCUCGAAGGCCGGGGAAGCGAGUCUUGUGAGGAGAGAAAGCGAGUGGGCAGCCAGCCUGCCGACUCCACUGCCGCUGGCUGGCCCUUCUCUUCCCUCUGUCCCUGGGCUAGUGCCCGUCGCACCGCAAACAGUGCGAGCAGUCUCCCUGGUGGCUCCUCAAGGACCCAGUUCUCCACCAUUCCUAAGAGAACACUCAACCCAGCCGCGCCCGGGAUGCAGAGAGAUCUACCAACACCCGAGAAUGGGGACAGGGCGCAUGCGCACACCGUGGCCGUGGCGUCUAAGUGCUCGCCCUUCGGCGGCAGCCGCUAGGUGGCGCAUGCGCCCUGGAAGGUGCGGGCCGGUCUCUGGGAAGAAGGCGGCGGCGGCGAAAGGCGGGGGUGCUGUGGGGGCCGGGCCGUGUUUACACAGCGGCGGGCGGGCGCGGACGCGGAACCCGGCGCGGCGGCGGCACGAUGGUCAUGGCGUAUUUCGUCGAUAAUUUUUGGGGGGAAAAAAAUAGUGGCUUUGACGUCCUCUACCAUAAUAUGAAACAUGGACAGAUAUCAACAAAAGAACUAGCAGAUUUUGUAAGGGAACGAGCUACCAUAGAGGAGGCAUACUCCAGGUCAAUGACAAAACUAGCAAAAUCUGCAAGCAAUUAUUCACAACUUGGAACAUUUGCACCAGUAUGGGAUGUAUUCAAAACAUCUACAGAGAAAUUAGCAAAUUGUCACUUGGAUCUUGUUAGAAAAUUACAAGAAUUAAUAAAGGAAGUUCAGAAGUAUGGAGAAGAACAAGUAAAGUCUCAUAAAAAGACUAAAGAAGAAGUUGCAGGAACUCUGGAAGCUGUCCAAACCAUUCAGAGCAUAACUCAGGCCCUCCAGAAAUCCAAGGAAAAUUACAAUGCCAAGUGUGUAGAACAGGAGCGUUUGAAAAAGGAAGGAGCUACACAAAGAGAAAUAGAAAAGGCAGCUGUUAAAUCUAAGAAAGCUACAGAUACCUAUAAACUCUAUGUGGAAAAAUACGCAUUAGCAAAAGCUGAUUUCGAACAGAAAAUGACAGAAACAGCUCAGAAAUUUCAAGAUAUUGAAGAAACUCAUCUCAUUCACAUAAAGGAAAUUAUAGGAUCCUUGUCAAAUGCUAUAAAGGAAAUUCAUUUGCAGAUAGGCCAGGUCCAUGAAGAAUUUAUAAAUAACAUGGCUAAUACUACAGUUGAAAGUUUGAUACAAAAAUUUGCUGAGUCAAAAGGCACUGGGAAGGAAAGACCUGGCCUCAUUGAAUUUGAAGAAUGUGACACUGCUAGUGCAGUUGAAGGUAUAAAACCAAGGAAAAGAAAGACCUUUGCUUUGCCAGGAAUCAUUAAAAAGGAAAAAGAUGCAGAAUCUGUGGAAUGUCCUGAUGCAGAUUCAUUGAACAUUCCUGAUGUAGAUGAAGAAGGCUACAGUAUUAAACCAGAAACAAAUCAGAAUGAUACCAAAGAGAACCAUUUCUACUCAUCUAGUGAUUCUGACUCCGAAGAUGAAGAACCAAAGAAGUAUCGGAUAGAAAUUAAGCCUAUGCAUCCAAAUAACUCACAUCACACAGUGGCUUCUUUGGAUGAAUUAAAAGUAUCUAUAGGGAAUAUAACACUCUCCCCAGCAAUAUCUAGACACAGUCCAGUACAGAUGAAUCGGAAUUUGUCUAAUGAGGAGUUAACAAAAUCAAAGCCAUCUGCUCCACCCAAUGAAAAAGGAACCAGUGAUUUACUUGCUUGGGACCCCCUAUUUGGACCAUCUCUUGAUUCAUCUUCUUCAUCUUCACUAACUUCAUCAUCAUCAGCCAGGCCCACAACUCCUCUUUCUGUAGGCACCAUUGUCCCACCUCCGAGGCCUGCUUCCAGACCAAAGCUUACUUCAGGCAAACUCAGUGGGAUUAAUGAAAUACCCAGGCCAUUCAGCCCACCUGUAACUUCCAACACCAGCCCACCUCCUGCUGCACCAUUAGCCCGGGCAGAAAGUUCUUCUUCUAUCUCAUCAUCUGCUUCAUUGAGUGCUGCCAAUACUCCAACAGUAGGUGUGUCACGGGGUCCCAGCCCUGUCAGCCUUGGAAAUCAGGAUACCUUACCUGUGGCAGUUGCCCUUACAGAAUCUGUUAAUGCCUAUUUUAAAGGAGCAGAUCCCACCAAGUGUAUUGUGAAGAUCACUGGUGAUGUGACAAUGUCAUUUCCAAGUGGAAUUAUUAAAGUCUUCACCAGCAAUCCAACUCCAGCUGUGUUGUGCUUCAGGGUGAAAAAUAUCAGCAGACUAGAGCAGAUUCUUCCAAAUGCACAGCUUGUGUUCAGUGAUCCAUCACAAUGUGAUUCCAACACAAAAGAUUUUUGGAUGAACAUGCAAGCUGUUACUGUCUACCUCAAGAAGCUGUCAGAGCAAAAUCCAGCUGCUUCUUAUUAUAAUGUAGAUGUAUUAAAGUAUCAGGUAUCAUCAAAUGGUAUUCAGUCCACUCCUCUGAAUCUUGCAACAUACUGGAAAUGUAGUGCUAGCACCACAGAUCUUAGAGUGGAUUAUAAAUACAAUCCAGAAGCUAUGGUGGCACCUAGUGUGCUUUCCAACAUACAGGUGGUGGUACCAGUGGAUGGAGGAGUAACGAACAUGCAGUCCCUUCCCCCUGCAAUAUGGAAUGCAGAACAAAUGAAAGCCUUUUGGAAAUUGUCUAGUAUUUCAGAAAAAUCAGAAAAUGGAGGUUCUGGGUCCCUCCGAGCAAAAUUUGAUCUUUCAGAAGGACCUAGUAAACCCACGACACUUGCAGUACAAUUCCUCAGCGAGGGAAGUACCCUUUCAGGAGUAGAUUUCGAACUUGUGGGCACUGGCUAUAGGCUUUCCUUAAUAAAGAAGCGGUUUGCUACUGGACGAUACCUGGCGGAUUGUUGAUGGACCUGGGAAAGUGAUGUGGCUUCAGGGAGUACAAACCUGCCAUUCUGCAUUAUCUGUUCUUUCCAAACACUAUUUUAACUUGUAUGAUGUCUUUCAAACUUAGACAUAUUUGAGAGCUGACUACAAACAUUAAAUCGCACUUUUAAAGUGAGUCAUUGAAAUAAAUAGUACUGAAGUGAUUCUCUGUGUUGUAAAUGAUCAACUACAAUAUUCAGGAAGCACAUUUAUUCAGAUUCUCAGUAAAAAUGAAGUUUUUGUAGGAUUAAUUUUUAAAUUAUUUCCAGUGUCUAUGUUGAAAAAAAGGGUUAUAGUGUAAUAUCAGGCCUAAAGUGUCAGGAGAGCAAGCACAAAGUAAUUUAGCUUUCCAUACAUUUUUAGAGUCAGAGAUAACUUUGAAAUUUCAUAAGUUUGAUAUUCAGUGGAUACAAAUAGAACAUGAAUUCUAAGUUUUGGGUAAUGUUAACUCAGAACACUUAAUCAAAUUGAGCUAUGUGCCAUAAGGUAAUCAGACCAGAGUCCAAGUUGUAUGCAAAAAAUCUAUAAUUUGAUUCUCAUAAACAUAUUAAUAAAGUAUAAGUGAUGUUUUAUAUGAUUUUUAAAAAAAUUCUCAAGUGCAAUGUGUUUUAAAAUAAGCUUGCAAAUGACAGCAGAGACAUUUACUUCUGCAGUUAGUUAACUUUAUAGAAGUUGUGAUUUUUUUGAUGAAUUAAUGCUGUAGAUUUAAUUUAUUUUUAUAUGGAAUUGCAUAAUGUGUGCCUUUUAAAACAAUAACAAAAACCAGAGAUGUGCCUAUACAAUUUGUGUUCAUUAAUGUGCCUCACUUUUUUUCUCAGUCUGAAUCUUCUGUUCAGAAUCUUACAGUGAUCAAGCAUUUUUAUAAGAUAUUUGCAAUUUUUGUAAAUAUUUUUGGCCUGCAACUGGGAAGGGGAUUCAGAGUCAUAAAGCCUAACUUAAGAAUCCUGGCUCACUUCUUUGGUGAUACACUGUAGCCACUAGAAAGAGAAAUAAACCCAAUGGCAUGUGUUUACAGGAAGAAAGAUUACCUUCAGAUACUUGACAUUAACCUCAUCAAAAGUGUGUGAAUUUUAAAACAAAUUCUAAAAAAACUAUAGUGCUAAAUUGGUAACUGGUAUUUUAACUCUCAAUUUAGCAUUUUCCUUGAUACUUUAUCAUUGAAAAUUUAUGCAUUUAUUUACUGAUUGUGUUGUGAACAUGAGUUUUAUGGUAUUUUGUGAGGGAUGCAUUUUUUAAAAGAUUAAUUUUGGAAACAGAAGGAGAAGCACUGCCAUUUGUUUUUAUUUCAACAAUUGGAAAAAUUACCAAUUUGUACAUUUUAAUUAUUCAAUUUCUACUUUGUAAAAAUAGGGAAAUUAUUUGAAGUGAUAUAUUUGGUUAAACAUUUCUAAAAAUAAACUACCAAUACUAAAUAGUAAGAAACCUAACUUUAGUAGCAAAUCUUGAUUAAUUGAAGAAAUAAAAUAUUUCGGAUAAGGUUUCAUAAUUUACAAAUGGGAAUUUCAUUUAUAAUAAUAAAUAUGAGUGUCCUUUAUUUGCCUAGUAGAAGUGAUAAAUUGUGUUAUAUAUGAUAAUUUAUAUAAAACCACUAAUUGUUCCGUUAAGCUUCACAGAAAAUAAAACCUCUAUUACUAGACAUUUAUGUAACAUCUUGCUGUACUAAAUACAGCAGAAAAUCUACUCUUUAGCAAUAUAUAACACAGUAUAUGCUUUUUUAUAUAUUCAAUGUUAGCCCAAGUCUGAAUUUACAUUAGACUAAAGCAGCACAUAAGAUAAUUUGCUAAAAUGCUAAUCUUUACUAAAUAGUGAGCUAAAUUAGAAUUUCUAACUCUUAUAUUGUGCUCUUUUAAAUGCCAAUUACAGUCCCUUACUGGAAUUCUAACUGUAAUUUGCUUUGCAAUCAAACUGCUUUUCGGACAGCCAAUAUUUUAUUAUUGGAAUUCAGACACUGUUCUUACCGUGUUUGUUUUUAAUCAAGUAUUACCUAAAAAUGUACAAAUUAGUGAAAUGGUUAAACUUCUGCACUUUCUUAAUUACCACAGUCUUCAUACCAAGUAUUGGGUACAGGUUACAAUUUUGAAGCCAUAUGAGUUUAUGUUGAUUUUUUUUUUCCAUUUAAAAAUCCACUAAUGGUGUAAAAGAGACCAGUAGAUUUUCAAUGGGAAAUGUACCUAGCAAGCUGGUUCUUGCUUAUAUAUAGUGAUAAACUUUGUAGCUGCCUCUUUAACCAAGAAUUUGUAAACACAACUCUAAUAAAUGUGAGUUUUUAAGGAUUGUUAUUUACUACUUUGGAUUGUAAUUAGAACAAUGCACAUCUGUCUUCCAAGAUUUUGUAAAUAUUUUUGAUUUUUUUCAUUAAAUGUAAAUUUUACAUAAAAGUUGUGCUCUUAAUAAACAUGUAAUAUAUAAUUUA
This is a messenger RNA of Pan troglodytes (chimpanzee), 5686 nucleotides long. It is a transcript of the gene FCHO2, whose product is annotated as FCH and mu domain containing endocytic adaptor 2. The coding region runs from base 823 to 3255 and encodes 810 amino acids. The record is from RefSeq and is a predicted model, not a curated record. Lineage: Eukaryota; Metazoa; Chordata; Mammalia; Primates; Hominidae. Gene Ontology annotation, cellular component: plasma membrane; clathrin-coated vesicle; cytoplasm. The transcript is spliced from 26 exons. Gene Ontology annotation, biological process: clathrin-dependent endocytosis; synaptic vesicle endocytosis; clathrin coat assembly.